UCUGUCGAGACACGUCCCCUCGAACACUCUCGUCCUUCUCGUAUUUUUAUUUGAACGGAUCGCGAAAUCAUAAACUUUUAAAUCGAUGAUCGCGACUGGACGAUAAAAAUCCAUCGCGAUGAUCGCAUCGAAAUUUUUUAAAUUAAGAACGAAUUAAUGGAGAAUACCAAAAGGUUCACCCCUAGCUUCGCAGGCCUGGAAUAAUUCCUCAACGUUUAUGUGACCUGGAUGUGAAUAUAUCCCAUGAAAUUUUUCCCCAAGACAUAUUUUGAAACUAUCACAAUGAUAACGCGAGAGAAGAAUCUGAACGAAAAUGCACGCGAGAACAGGCGCAAUUGAACUGUGAACAACCGACUUGGGAAUUUAAUCUAUCGUUAAUCAGUGUGAAAAUAGUUGAAUCAAGAUGAGUAAGGAAGGAGGCAACGAGGAAGCUGCACCUAAAGGUGGUGGUAACGAACCUAUGAAGAAAGAAUCGAGCACGGAUAUCUACGAAAAUCGAGGAUCCAAGAAAAUCAUACGUUUGGUCACGGUGCUGGCGUACAUGUUCUCCGUAAGUUUCGUGGCCAUAGUUUUGAGCGCGUACUACUUAUUCCUCUGGGAACCACCUAAUCCAAACCUCUUGAAAAGGCCAGUUCACUUGUCCGGCGAUCCUGAAAUACAAUUUCUCUUGAGCGAUCCGUCGAUCAUGUCGAAUCAUUCCGACGAAUUUUUGACCAACAACUUUCACACAAAGAUCACGGCUGACCAGGGAAACUUUAAUGCUUCGACGAAAACGUUCACCGGUCGUAUCGUCGGCGACACUUUCGAUGAAAACAACGUCACCGAUAGUCGUGGUCGCGUAACGAAAAAUUUCAACAACUUGAACGAUUCUUUGACCCUAUUGAGAAUCUUUUUAAUGGACUUUUUGCGAAAUGGAAGCAACGACUCGAAACCGGAUGAUGAUCCAUCUUGGAAGAGUUGGGGAACUUCCAAUUGCACCGAGUACGCUCUUCUCGAGAAAAGAAAAGAAUUGAACUCGACGAAAAAUUCCAGCGAAAAAGGGGCUAAGUUUGAAGCAAACUCGAAGAAGGUCGUCGAAAAUCGGACGAUAUACAAGGGAACACUUUCCUCGACGAUCAAGAAUCAAGAAAGGAUGAUUGGUGAUAACGGCACGCCUCCGACACAGGACUCUUCAACUAUUUCUGAAGACGAAGAAACCACUAAGAAUCGUUUCACGAGUGCCAGAAAUAGCGCCAUGUACGGAUCGUAUCGAGACGUUGAUCGGUUGAAUCGCAAUUUAAAGGGGAACCAUCAAGAAAAGAGAAAUAAAUACAUUCCAGCAAGCCAGGUAAAGGUAGGAACAGCUAUUACCGAAAACAGUAUAAAAAUUACGAGAGAGCCCGUUGAAAAUGUUUCUAAAUAUUCUACGAACGUUGAAGCAACUCGGAACGACAAAUUAAAUUCAUUCAGCGGAGGAUUUAUAGAUAAUGUUAAAACGACUACAAUCAUUGAUGAAUCUGACGUUAUUGUAACAACUACGAAUAAAGAAGAUCUCGAAAUUGGAACAAUCAUUCUUUAUCGCCUCAACGGAAGCACCUUAGCUGCGCAUCAGGACAAUUGCAACUCUAAUAUGAAUACAUUAUACUUUAAAGAACGUAAACCGAGGAUGCAGCUGCCGCGAAAAAUGAGCGCUCAAAAUGUGAAUCCAGAAAAAUUUAACUCAGACACGACGAACGUUAAUAAUACGGCAGGAAACCGCGAACAUAAGGGAACAGGCAAUGAAAUUCGAUUCGCAGGCGACGAAAGGAAGGACAAGUUGUACGAACCAAAACAUAAACAAAAAUUGGUACGCGUGUUGACGGUGGUGGCCUACGUUAUAUUCGUUAGCAUGGGAGCCAUCCUGCUGUCUUUGUACUAUACUUUUUUGUGGGAUCCCAAAGACGUACCGGUCAGGAACGAAACAAGAACGAAACAGGAAUGCGUCGAUGUAAAAUCGUCGAAUCCUAUCACCACACCCUCCACUAUCAACGAAACGCUAAUAGAAAGGAUGACAGCGAGGUUCACGGAAAACGAACAAACUCCAGAACCGAAAAUCGCAACCAUUCCGGAAACUACUCAACGACAAAAGGAUAUGUUGACGAUUUUAAGCGAAUCUACCGAAAUAUAUUCGAGUGUUUCACCGGCAACGACAUCAGAAGAUUUUCGGACUGAUUCGAAUACAACGAAAAGCGGAGAGACGUUUACUAAAAACCGUUCGGAAACUACUUCGUAAAUUCUUAAAAGUUUAAGGACAAUUUGGCAAGAAACAAACCAAGUAGCGUGAAUACUUCUUCAGAUUCGUUACAAGCGUUAAUACGUUGAUCUAGUUAACUCUAGCGAAAUCGACCCUUCAAUUUUAUAAAUUUUAUAAAUUCCCGCGAUUAGAAUGGAAGACGUUUAAAUGUAACUUCCAUUUACUCGGCAUUAUUUUUCUUUUUUUUUUUACUAGAAGCCUACAAUUCUGUGAAUGAUUUAGAACUAUAUAGAUUAAAUGAGAACCAAGAAUAGUCUACAACUCUGUAAGUAAAAAUCAUUGUAUAUUUUGUAGAAAGAAAAAAAUCGUUGGUCUGAGUAAUGAUUACUUAUUGAGAGCGCGCGCGAAGAUUUUAAUUUUGAUACUGUGUAAUGAUACGGUUGAGAAGAUGAUACGAUUUGCGCAAACAGCAUUAUUUCGAGGAAUUGUAAUCAGGAUUGUACUCGUUUGAAGGAAUUUUUAACUAUAUAAUAAAGAAAUUGAACAGAAUCAUAUCUGUGGAGAUACUCUUUGUUAUUUGUAAUAGAAAUAGAAAAUACAUUGCUCCUAAAUUGUU
This is a messenger RNA of Hylaeus volcanicus, 2828 nucleotides long. RefSeq lists its product as uncharacterized. The transcript is spliced from 4 exons. Bases 404 to 2251 code for a protein of 615 amino acids. NCBI's taxonomy places the organism in Eukaryota, Metazoa, Arthropoda, Insecta, Hymenoptera, Colletidae. The record is from RefSeq and is a predicted model, not a curated record.